Messenger RNA from Tripterygium wilfordii, 2661 nucleotides. Its product is annotated as serine/threonine-protein kinase ATG1c-like. NCBI's taxonomy places the organism in Eukaryota, Viridiplantae, Streptophyta, Magnoliopsida, Celastrales, Celastraceae. Bases 279 to 2453 code for a protein of 724 amino acids. The record is from RefSeq and is a predicted model, not a curated record. Gene Ontology annotation, cellular component: cytoplasm. Gene Ontology annotation, molecular function: protein serine/threonine kinase activity; ATP binding. Gene Ontology annotation, biological process: autophagy; peptidyl-serine phosphorylation. The transcript is spliced from 13 exons.
UCGAUUACAUCACCAAUUCAUAGUUUAACAAUACUUUAACCGAUGAUUAAUCGAAAUCAGAAAUUAAUUUCUUUAAUAUAACCUCCAUUAAUCCAACCUCUUUGUCCUUUCUCUCGCACAUCAUUUAUCCCCCCGAUUCAUCUAAUACGAUUCAUGCCAUUAUUGGGUCGAAUCUUCAAAAGAGAUCCAUCUACUGUGUGUAAGAUAAAGAUAAAAGAAGAAUCUUGUUAUAUCUGAUCGUUGGAGCUGUUUUCGUGUUGGGAACUUAGGGUUUUUGAAUGGCUCAAGCGACCGGGGCGAGGGGCAGGGUAGUCGGAGACUACUUGGUGGGCCGGCAAAUCGGGUCGGGUUCAUUCUCGGUGGUGUGGCACGCUAGGCACCGGGUCCAUGGAACCGAAGUUGCGAUUAAGGAGAUCGCCACGAGUCGACUGAACAAGAAAUUGCAGGAAAGUCUUAUGUCGGAGAUCUUUAUAUUGAAGAGGAUUAACCAUCCUAAUAUCAUUGGCCUGCACGAUAUUAUUGAGGUUCCUGGAAAGCUACAUCUUGUAUUGGAGUAUUGCAGAGGAGGUGACCUUUCAAUGUACAUACAACGCCAUGGCCAAGUUCCAGAAGCAAUUGCGAAGAACUUCAUACAACAACUAGCCACCGGGUUGCAAAUUCUCCGUGAAAAUAAUCUUAUACAUCGAGAUCUUAAGCCUCAGAACCUGCUCUUAUCAACAAACGACGAACAUGCUGUAUUGAAAAUUGCUGAUUUUGGUUUUGCAAGAUCCUUGCAACCUAAUGGCAUGGCGGAAACAUUGUGUGGUUCGCCUCUUUAUAUGGCUCCAGAAAUAAUGCAACUUCAGAAGUAUGAUGCAAAGGCAGAUCUCUGGAGCGUUGGUGCCAUUUUAUUCCAGCUUGUGACUGGGAAAACCCCGUUUACUGGAAAUAAUCAAAUACAGCUACUUCAAAACAUUGUAAAAUCAACUGAAUUACAUUUCCCUCCAGUUGACAAGGAUUUAAGCAGUGAAUGCAAAGACUUAUGCCAGAAAUUGCUGCGCCGUAAUCCAGUGGAACGAUUGACAUUCGAGGAGUUUUUCAAUCAUCAGUUCCUUUCUACAAAGCAGCCAGAUAACAUGUUAAGGAGGUCUUCGAGAUCAAUGGAUGGUAUUCCUUCAUCUGAAAGCAGUCCUUUGCGAAACACAGAGGAAAGUUCUCAGGAGGACUGCUUGCCUUUCUUUCUGGAUGAUGAUUCUAGUGGUCCUGAGGGGAGUCCUUCCUAUUUCAAGAGGAGAUCCUCGGUGAAGUCUACUUGCAGUUUUUCUCUUGAUACAAAUGCUGACAGAAGGGAAGCAACAUCCAAUGUCUUGAAUAACAUGGACUUUACUUCCAGAUAUGGUGGUGCCAGAAAUAAAUUGGAGAAACCUAGUUGUAGACUUGACAUAUUUUCAGAUCAGAACAUAAACGAAACUCCAAAAGUGAUGGACCAAAGGCUAACAAGGUCAAGAGUAGCAGAUUCACUAGAGUCUAUUGAUCAAGAUUAUGUUCUUGUUUCUGGACCCCCAAUGGAUUCUUCUUCUACUUUGGCAACUGCUUCCAGGCCAAGCCAUAUGAAAUCUACAUUAGAUGGUCCUCCCUUAGCAUCUGUUAACAGAAAUAUUUCGCCAAGUGUGCCCAUGCCAAUCAUUGGUGCCAUGAACAAUAACACAUAUUAUAUUGGAAGUUUAGAAAGUCGAAGCUCUGCUCCUGGGACUUCUCAAGGAUCCAUGGACAUAGGAGAUUUGGAGCAACCAUCAACUCACAGCGUGACAAGGGUUAAGUCAUUGCGGCAGUUUGCUUCUGCCGUCACAGAAUUAGUUCAUGAAAAGGUAGAGUCAUGUAGGCAACUAGAAGCAUUCUCUAUCCAGCUUGUGACACUCGCAAUUUGGAAGCAAGCGCUCGACAUUUGCCAUACACAGGCUGCCUCAGCUAUAGAAGGAAGUCCAAGUCAAGAAAGUACGAGACUGAGGAGGAACGGCAUCAAGAAGCAUGGUUUCCCUGACGCUGAAGAUUGUCUUGGUUUUUUCAAUUCUCAAAGGCCAGAGAAUAUCUCUUCCCUGAUUGAAAGGGAAUUCCUAAAGGAAGUUGAGUAUGCUGAGGAACUUGGGAAGGCUAUUGAGCCUGGAAAUAGAGAGAUGCCUGAUGCAAUGGAGAUGAUAUUUCAAUCUGCCCUUGCUCUCGGCAGAAACGGAGGGGUUGAUGAACUCAUGGGCAACCUGGAAAAUGCAGCUUUGUCGUAUUCAAAGGCUGUGCGGCUGUUGCUUUUCCUUCUGGUGGAAGCACCAUCCCUCAUUCUCAACCCUCCAUUCUCUCUCACAAACUCAGACCGGUAUAGGCUCCGAUCGUACAUCGAUAUCCUUAAUGAUAGGCAUGGUCAUUCAAGGUCUCAACGGUUAGCUAUUCUUAAGUGUGAGGAUCAACAAUGCCCACAUUAGAGAACAAGUCAUUAUUUUUGUACAUUGGCUUCUAGCCGUGUAAAAUAAUUUGUUUGUACAAUUAUUCUUUGGAGUGACGGAGCAUGGGGACGUUAACUAUUGCUGGCAUUGAAUUAUUUUGGGAGAGAAUGUUGUAAUAUUCUCAAAUCCUGUGAAAUAGUAAAAUGUUGUAAUGUUCGUUUAUUUCAGGUUUGUCUUCCUUCGAGAA